Messenger RNA from Mesorhabditis belari, 603 nucleotides. NCBI's taxonomy places the organism in Eukaryota, Metazoa, Nematoda, Chromadorea, Rhabditida, Rhabditidae. The record is from the annotation of a GenBank genome assembly.
AUGGGUUAUGUCUCCAAGUUGACUCAUGUCUUCUUUGAUUGGACUACCGAUCAUGACCGAUUGCCUAAAGAGGCUGUUGUCAAAAUCACGAUUCCGGUUCAAAUGGGACCAGUGCGAUUCGAAAAUGGACCGUUUGAAUUGGAUGAUAGAAAGAUCAUGGAUGACGAGUUGUUGUUCUAUUCAAGAGUCGGGAAUUUGAAAUUUUUGCCACCAAAGUUGAAAGUUCCUCAAUUUUUCUGUGGCCGCAGGUAUGGAGUUGAUGGAGUGAAUGCUGGUUACAUUUCAAUGGAGCACAUUGAUGGAUCUAUUCAUCGUCACCUUUAUCACAAUGUUUGCAAGAAUGGAAUCUUUGAAGCAAUCGAUCAACUUGUGGAGUUGGCUGUUUUUUCACUGAAGUAUCCCGAAUCACUCACUGACUGGCCAAAGUUUGGACGCACACUUCUCGAUCAUUUCUUGGCCAUUUGCGAUCUUGACAAGAAAGCUUUACAAAUGAUUGAAAAAUUCCCUGAUCUGAAAGAAGAAAUUGAGAAAUACGUUGCAAAUUAUGAUAAAGUUUACCGAGAUUAUAAGCGAUUUAUGGAGAUUCGAAGGAAAACUUGUAAG